GGAGGCUGUUUUACCCAGUAUUCAGGCCGACGAGAAUAUGCCCUAUCUCCUGAACAGGAGCUGCGUGCGCAAGCGGUGUCGGGGGGCGAGGGAAGCAUGCGCGCUGCGGAUCUGUUUGCGCAGUGUCUCUGAAGCGGAACGGUCGGAGGAUUCGGAUAUUGGAAAGGGAGCAUCUCCAGAUCAAAAACAUUAAUCAAAUGUGACAUUGAGAUUUACCAGUCACUUGACUCAUCAGGACCCGAAGAUCAUCAGUCUUUGAAUAAAGAAGGGAGAGUUAUUUGCCUGCUCUGUUACUGGGAAAAGAUUUCAGAUAUCUGUGUGACUCAAAGCACCGAGACACUUACACCAGAGUGAGGAUGUUACAGUGCACUGACUGUGGAAAGAGCUGUAACCAGUUACCCAGUGUGCCAUAAAUCAGAGGAAGAGACUGUACAUUUGUUCCAUAUGUUUGAGAACCAUAAGAGCAUUUGAAACGGGAGCAGAAUUAGGCUAUUCAGCCCAUCGAGUCUGCUUCAGUAUUCAGUCAUGGCUGGUAUGUUUCUCAACCCCAUUCUCCUGCAUUGAUCCCCUUGCCAAUCAAGAACCUAUCUAUCUUUGUCUUAAGUGCACCUCAAUAACUUGGCCUCCACAGCUCUCUGCAGCAAUGGCUUCCACGGUGUAACCACUCGCUGGCAGAAGAAAUACCUUGUCAAUUCAGUUCGAAAGGGUAGUCCCUUGACUCUGAGGCUCUGCCCUCGGCUCCUAGUCUCUCCUCUAGUGGAAACAACUUCUCUACUUCCACUGUAUCCAGGAAUCCUAGUAUUCUGUAAGCUUCAAUAGAUCCCUCAUCCUUCUAGAAUCCAUCGACAAGGCUUUGACUGAUCAUCCAACCUGGCGAGGCACAAGGACACCCAUCCCAUAGCAAAGCCGUGGAUUUGUGAAGACUGUGGGAAAGGAUACAGUUACCCAUGCCAACUGGAAACCCAUCGGCGUAGUCACACCGGGGAGAGACCGUUCACUUGCCCAGUGUGUGGGAAGGGAUUCACCCAGUCAUGCACACUCCACAGACACCAGCGGGUUCACACAGGCGAGAGGCCAUUCCUCUGCCUGUACUGUGGAAAGCGAUUUAACGCCUCAUCAAAUCUGCUGACCCACCAGCGAGUUCACUCUGAUCACAGACCAUUUAAAUGUCCUGAAUGUGAGAAGAGCUUUAAGAGCAAGAAGAACCUCUUGAGACACCAGCGCAUGCACACAGGGGAGAGGCCAUUCACCUGCUCUGUGUGUGAGAAGGGAUUUAUUCUGACAACACACCUCCUUAGACACCAGCGCUUUCACACUGGGGAGAGGCCGUUCACCUGCUCGGAGUGUGGGCAGAGGUUCACUGUUGCAUCCGACCUGCUGACACACCAGCGCAUACACACUGGCGAAAGACCAUUUGUCUGCUCUGUUUGUGGGAAAGCAUUCACUCAUUUAUCCAGCCUAAACACACACCAACUAGUUCACAGUGACCAGAAACCCUUUCAAUGCCCCGACUGUGAAAAGAAAUUCAAAAGCAAAUGGAACCUGUUGUCCCACCGACGCAGUCACACUGGAGAGAGACCAUUCACCUGCGCCGUGUGUGGCAAGGGCUUUGCUCAGUCAAACAAACUACUGAGACAUCAGCAUAUUCACAGUCAGCAGGGCUUUGAUACUGCUGGUAUUGCUGAGGUUAAUCUAAUCCAGAACUGAACUGGGUUCAUUCUGAUAGUUGGAAAAUGUUCUUGUGUUUGUGCUGAAUUUAAUACCUUAACUAGAUUGUAACAUUCUGGAUAAGUGAAGUGAAACAAUUUCAUUUGAAGUACACUGCCAUGAUUUGUCUAUUCCUCCUGGAUGGAGCUCAAAAAGGAUAAUAGUAUAAAGGGAAAAUCCAGCAGAAGAUCUGAAAUAAAAAGUAAAAGUUUCUGAAGGAAUUCAGGUUUGGCAUCAUUCGAGAUUAGUUAACUCUUUAUGUUUCAAGUCUUCUUCGGACAGGACAGCUUGAGUGAAAGACUGUUUGGCUGGAAAAGAACUUUUGUCUGGAUACAAUCCUUCAAGGCCACAUCAAGAGAUACAAAUUACAUUUUGGUCCUCUCAUCACAGUUCAUUGACGGAAAUGGUUGUGUGUGGAUUAAACCUGGGAUGUGUGAGAAUUAUGGCCCAGCUCCUCUCUGCUGUGGUUCAGAAUUCAUAGACACAGAUCAGAAGGUUUCCUUACAACUGUGUUUAGAGUCCGAUGGAGAAUGCUAGGAAAGUGCAGUGAAAUCAGAGGUUCAUGUCAAACUGUGAUCUCUUCCUUACUGGAGGUUUAAAGGUUAACUUUUAAGUCUUAAAAUGAUUUAGUUAUCAUGAAGAUGUAACAUGUGUUUUGUGACACUCCCUAAUCUAUCAUUUGAAGCUACUUCAGCUGUUACCUAAUUUACAAUAAAUCUCUUUAAAAUACA
Molecule: messenger RNA, 2438 nt
Organism: Rhincodon typus (whale shark)
Lineage: Eukaryota; Metazoa; Chordata; Chondrichthyes; Orectolobiformes; Rhincodontidae
Product: oocyte zinc finger protein XlCOF15-like
Exons: 2
Coding region: 1225-1707 (160 amino acids)
Biological process (GO): regulation of transcription by RNA polymerase II
Molecular function (GO): DNA-binding transcription factor activity, RNA polymerase II-specific; RNA polymerase II cis-regulatory region sequence-specific DNA binding
Source: RefSeq, a predicted model, not a curated record